GUUUUGCAAGAAGGACUGUAGCUUCGGUUCUGUGUCGUUCAUACUAAACUACAUGAUUCACAGUUUCAAAGAUUCAACAUGAUGAGGUAUUGGGGAGAGAUCCCGGGACCGGCUGCCGCCCCUCCUAGCCGCAGCUCCUUUGACCUGCUACAGCGCGAGUUUCGCUCCGUGGAGGUGCAGGACCCACCACUCCACCAGCCGUCCGCCCAGCGUCCCCGACCCACCACAAUGCUGGACAUCCCGUCCGAGCCCUGCAGCCUCACCAUUCACACAGUACAGCUCUGCCAGCAUGUCCGCCGCCUCCGUAGCCUGCUGACAGCUGCCCAGACACAGGGCUCAUCAACCUCUGAGGGCGGCAACAGACUCGAGGAGGCCGAUACAAACCUUCCCCUUCGACCCCCGACACCACCAGCCAUGCCAGACGACCUCUUGCCCCUGGACAGCAAAGCCCCUCGGCAGCCCUUCCAACUCCGCCACAGUGAUCCUGAAAGUGAUUUCUAUAUAGGCAAAGGCGAGCCGGUGACGGAGCUCAGCUGGCCGUCCUGCCGGCAGCUGCUCUACCAGUCGGUGGCCACGGUGCUGGCCCACGCCGGCUUCCAGUCGGCCCAGGAGAGCGUCCUGGAGACCCUCACCGACCUGGUGCACGAGCGCUACCUGCGGCUCGGCCGGCUGCUGCGCGUGGCGGUGGACCGGGAGGCGCGCGUGGGUGCCAGCCCCUUCCCCGACGUGGUGGAGCAGGUGUUCCACGAGGUGGGCAUCGGCAGCGUGCUGAGCCUGCAGCGCUUCUGGCAGGUGCGCAUCAAGGACUACCACAGCAACAUGCUGCAGGUGAGCAAGGACCUGGCCGAGGAGUAUGAGCGGCUGGUGAACCCGGAGAAGGCCCUGGAGGACUCCAAGCCCCCGCGGAUCAAGGAGGAGCCCCUGAGCGACAUCUCCUUCCCCGUCAGCGAGGAGCCCGAGGCCGACCCGGCGUCCGGGGACCAGGCCCUGCCCAUCGGUGUGCUCGGGGCCCACGGCGAGAGGCUCCCCGCGGGCCUGGACGGAGACCCCUCCCCACACGCCUCAGGCGGCGGCCGAGGCGGCAGUCCCUCUCUCUGGCCACACGUGAAGAUGGAGCCCCAAGAAGGGGAGGAGGGCCAGGGAGCCAACCACCACCACCACCAGCCCCAUCCCCACCCCCACCACCAGCCCCACCACCUGGGGGGGGACGUGUUUGAGGAGGGCGGGCCCAUGUCCACCAUGAGCGAGUCGGGCGGCGCCAUGGCGCCAUCCCCCACGGGCGGGGGGGCGGCGGCCUCGGACGGCAGCUACGCCUCGCACUCGCCCGACUCCCUGUUGGAGGCCUCGCCCGUCUUCAACCAGAGGCCCCGCAAGCGGGCCAAGAAGAUGUGAGGAUAAUCUCUGACGCACGCACGCACAGGCACACACACACACACACACACACACACACACACACACACACACACACACACACACACACACUUUGUCAACGGAGCUUGUCAAAGGCACUUGAGCUCCCGGCAAAGUCUGCCACGUCGGUCGAUCUGCCAUCUGACAAAUGGUGUGUCAGGCGGGUAAGGAGCGUUUUGCCGCACCACCGCUCCAGAAGAGUCGGGUGGACGCCGCAGCGGUUGGUGAGGGGACGCUCCACCCUAUUAACACCGCACCUGGACGUGUGUAAGCCCUGCCAGGUGGUGAGGGGAACCCCAGGCCGUUACAGUGCAGAUCCACGAGGAGGUGGGACACACUAAAUCAUAAAAAGAGGGGGGGGGUGGGGCUUAUUAAGUAUGUUGUGCUUCUUUUUUUUUUUUAUCUUGUGUUUGUAAAUGCAAUGUAUGAUCUAUGUUCAGCGUUUUGUAGUGGAAUAUAGGGUUUGUGAUUUACAACUGAAAGUGUACUUUUUUCAAGUUUGAAAUCUAUAGAUGAAAUAUCCGAUGACUAGCCUAUGAAUCACCAUGGGUUGUUUAUUUCAUGAGCAUCUCACACCUCGUUUCUACACCAAACUUGUUUGUUUCAUGCAGCAUGCAGUAUAUCUUUAACGGCGUUAGCUUCUGCUGCUGAGUGCCUAGCUAUAAACACUCAGGAUGGCGGCAUCUGUUGUUGCAAAUAAGGAAAGCUGUGAAUGCAGCUCCACAGUCUGUAAUGGCUUGGUUAUCUGCAUCAUAAAGACGACAUUAAUCCUGCGGUAAUGGCUCAUUAAUUACAGCAUUAAUACAUUUGGCAUGCAAAAUUAGCAAGCGCUUUUUAAAAGACUUCUCUUACUUAUCAAUUUGAGCGAUAGACGGGUGCGUCCCUUUGACCCUGAGGACAAACAGAUUUGGUUGUUAUGAGUGCUUAUCUGUUGUCCUUCCACAUUUGUAUUGAAUUCAUUUGAAAUGAUGUUUAUUUGCACUGUCCCUAUGGUGCUGCGGCUGAAAUCCAUUAAAACAUUUUCCACUUAUUAUUAGUUUCCAGAGAAGAUCAAAAUGCAGCCUUCAGUCUGUGGUCGCCUGUCCUUUUUAUGUAAAUCUCCCUUGGCGAAAUCAAAUUAGACUCCAUAUUGUGUACAAAGCUGUGUUCGCAAAUGGGGCGAAGAAGGGGUGGGGUGGGGACACAUUGUGUCCCCACCCCCACCCCUACACAUUGUGUCCCCACCUGUGGGCUGUGUUUAUAAGAAAGCCACAGUGUUUCGUUUAAGGCUUGUUCCUCGUAUUAAGGUAAAGGGGUGGGUGCCAGCAAUUAAUCAUAACGCUCACUAUGUGGGGCGGAGGGGGGGUUACUACCUACCGCUGGAAUCUAAUCUGUCCAGCAGUGUUUCGGGAAUGUGGUAAGCGUAAGAAUUGUGUCAAAUUGAACUAAUGAGGAACGAGGGGAGGCGAUGAUUCAGGUAGAGCUGUCGGUAGGGGGACAAAUUAGAGCAGAAACAGCAGCGUCAUGGAAACGGGAGUAAUGUGUGUGUCUUUAUUUCUCUGAUGAUUUGGCGAUUUGAGCUUCCGUGUAAGCAUAAUUAAACCACAAUUAGGUUGAUGGCUUCCUCGAGGUGCUGCAUCUCUCAAGGAACUUUAUUUGUUGUGAUUAUGUAAAUCGCUAACAAAAAGGUUUUGGGCUAAAUAGAAAAGCAUACAAGGAGGAGGUAAUACCAGCGGCAAUUAAAUGGCUGUACGCAUGGGAUACCACAAGUAAUAAAGAAAUCAUGUUCUACCGGCUGUCGCUAUUUUAGCUUGUGAGAUGCCAUUCAUGGUGGUUAAUAAAUGAUAUACUAGGAUAGGCUACCAGCCUUACCGUAAUAGUUGCCCGCAAUCCAUCCAUUUGCCAUUGAAUAAACUAUAUUCCAACUGUAGUAUAAAUAAAAAACAAUACUUUUUUUCUCAAGGGAUUUCAAGACGACGGCAUUAAAAGAUCUAGACACAACCUCUACUAUUCCACUGGAUGGCACCAUUGUGCUACCAACAUCCUCGACAAUGGCCUACAAAUCUAUAUUCUGGUCUAGGGAGAAAAGUAUCAACCUUCUGGUUAACACUGUAAUGGGCACUCCCCCAAACUCCCCAACUACCAAAGGAGGCACCCGUGUGAAGCCUCUCAAUGGACAUCAUGUGUUUAUCUAUCGAUGACGUUGGCUGAUUCUUGAUGAAUGGACACAUUUCAUUAACAAAGAAAGACUAGCCUUAUUUUGUUUUAAUUGACCAUACAUUUUUCAAUGAAUGAAUGUCGCCAGAAACUGCUAGCACGUAUCACGCAGAAUAUCUUGUUAGUAAUUCUGCUCCCAAUACCAUUAUCUAUUCUAGUGACGAUGACGAUUGAUGAUUCUAUAUAUACCAGAGGUGAUGAGUGAGCCAGAUGCAUCGUUGUUUAUUUGAUAGAGGUGGCUCUUUGAAUCAGUGUUUUACUUGUAAUUGUUUUGCCGUUUUAGCAACUUGAAUUUGAGGGGGUUUCUCCACUACUUUAUUGCAACAAAGGUCAAGCAUAACCAAUUAAGUGUUGCAUCUCCAAGCUAGGUAGCAAGAGAGAUCACAAAAAUGCAUAACAAGUAAUUAGAUGGCCUCUUGGUGCUCUACUCCCCCACGUGUGUGAAGUGAUAUGCAACUGCUUGUGGUGUACUCACGUUCAGGCUCUAAGUGAAGGGCCCGUUAGAUUAUAUAAUAAACAGCCCCCCUUUCUCCGAUCUUAAUAUGCGACACAAUUAUUUUCAAUACAAUCUCCUAGUCCCACGGUCCCGAUUUAACUGACCGCGAGUAAUACAUGCACUGGAUUGGACCUUGGAGUUGGCCGCAGAGCAACUCCCUCUACAUUCACGCCCAUGGAAACACACACACACACACACACACACACACACACACACACACACACACACACACACACACACACACACACACACACACCAAAGGCGCAGCAAUGAACACAAAAAGAGCAGCAAUGAACGCACCCUCUCUGACCCCUAUAGGUGUCUCUCCAUUUCUCUCUCCCACUCUCUCACAGAGACAUGCACACACACGCGCACACACAUACACACAUGCGCACACACACCUCAUCUAAGUGAUUGGGUGGAAGAUGGAUGGGAGGUUCGGAGAAGAUGGACAGUCAGUCCUCAGUGUCAGAGGACCUGACGCAGUGUAUAGGACAUAGUUCCAUCAUGUCCCGUAGACGCCCUGCCUCACCAAAUCAAAUAAAGGCUAUUUGACUCUCAAGGGCCCUGUUUGACGCCGAUAAGAACUUGGU
Messenger RNA from Gadus chalcogrammus (walleye pollock), 4695 nucleotides. It is a transcript of the gene supt7l, whose product is annotated as SPT7 like, STAGA complex subunit gamma. NCBI's taxonomy places the organism in Eukaryota, Metazoa, Chordata, Actinopteri, Gadiformes, Gadidae. The coding region runs from base 79 to 1392 and encodes 437 amino acids. The transcript is spliced from 5 exons. Gene Ontology annotation, cellular component: SAGA complex. The record is from RefSeq and is a predicted model, not a curated record. Gene Ontology annotation, molecular function: transcription coactivator activity; protein heterodimerization activity.